Molecule: messenger RNA, 2619 nt
Organism: Aptenodytes forsteri (emperor penguin)
Lineage: Eukaryota; Metazoa; Chordata; Aves; Sphenisciformes; Spheniscidae
Gene: SLC12A9
Product: solute carrier family 12 member 9
Exons: 14
Coding region: 1-2619 (872 amino acids)
Biological process (GO): potassium ion import across plasma membrane; chloride transmembrane transport; chloride ion homeostasis
Cellular component (GO): membrane
Molecular function (GO): potassium:chloride symporter activity
Source: RefSeq, a predicted model, not a curated record
AUGCCCAGGGUGCGCCUGCGCCUGAUCAUGGCACUGCAGGAGGAUGGAGAUGCCCUGAGGUGGGGGGCACUGGCUGGGCUGGCCCUGGGUGCUGCUGCAGGGUUCGUGGUGGGCCAUGCUGGGUUGUACCAAGCCCUGGCCAUGUUUGCGGUGGCAUACUUCAUCAUCGGCAUGACGGUGCUGUCCGUGUGUGCCAUCGCCACCAACGGGGCGCUGGAUGCCGGAGGAGCCUACUAUAUGAUCAGCCGUGCCCUGGGCCCGGAGUUCGGGGGAAGCAUUGGGAUCAUGUUUUUCCUGGCCAACGUGUGUGGCAGUGCCCUCUAUGUGCUGGGGCUGGUGGAGGCGGUGGUGGACAGCUUUGGGAUCCCGCCUGUGGGCGCAGGCGUCCAUGUCCUGCCCCAGAGCUACUGGUAUGAGCUGCUCUACGGCACCGUGCUGCUGGCCCUCUGCCUCCUUGUGUGCCUUGUGGGUGCCUCCAUUUAUGCCAAGGCCACCUUCCUCAUCUUCCUCAUCGUCGCGGGUGUCCUGGGCACCGUCCUCGUCAGCUUCUUCGCCACGCAGCCCAUUGGGGUGCCCAUCCGCCUGCCCUACUUAAAUGGCUCCGAGACAGAGAACGGCUCCUUCACUGGCUUCUCACUCGCCACCCUGCGAGACAACCUGGGCGGCGGGUAUGGGGUGGACUACACCACUGGGCAGAUGAUGAGCUUCAGCUCCGUCUUCGCGGUGAUGUUCAACGGCUGCACCGGCAUCAUGGCAGGCUCCAACAUGUCAGGGGACCUGAAGCGCCCAAGCUACUCCAUCCCACGCGGCACCAUCUCUGCUGUGCUCUUCACCUACCUCGUCUACAACCUGCUGGCUUUCCUCAUGUGUGCCACCUGCAGCAGGACCCUCCUGCAGAAAGACUACGGCUUCCUGCGUGACAUCAGUAUCUUCCCACCUCUGGUCACGGUGGGCAUCUACGCUGCCACCCUCUCCGCGGCCAUGAGCAACCUCAUUGGGGCAUCCCGUAUCCUCUAUGCCCUGGCCCGGGAUGAUCUCUUCGGCCGGGCGCUGACACUGGCCAAGAAGACGUCUGCGAGUGGGAACCCCGUGAUGGCGGUGAUCCUCUCUUGGCUGGUGGUACAGCUGGUGCUCUUCUCCGGGAAGCUCAACACCAUCGCGGGCGUUGUGACCACCUUCUUCCUCCUGGUUUACGCCACUGUCAACCUGGCCUGCCUGGCACUGGAGUGGGCAUCGGCCCCCAACUUCAGGCCCACCUUCCGGUACUUCACCUGGCACACAUGCCUGCUGGGCAUCGCAGGCUGCUGCGUCAUGAUGUUCCUCAUUAGCCCUGUGUCGGCCUCGGUGAGCCUGGGCUUCCUCCUCCUCCUCCUCCUCGCUCUCCACUACCUCUCACCCAGCAGCACCUGGGGCUACAUCAGCCAGGCCCUCAUCUUCCACCAGGUACGGAAGUAUCUGCUGAUGCUGGACGUGCGGAAGGACCACGUCAAGUUCUGGCGCCCACAGAUGCUGCUGAUGGUACAGAACCCGCGGGGCAGCGCCCGCCUCAUUGACUUCGUCAAUGACCUCAAGAAGAGUGGCCUCUACGUCCUGGGCCAUGUCGAGCUGCAGGACUUGGACACGCUGCCCUCGGACCCGCUGCAGCCCCAGCAGGACUCGUGGCUGAGCUUGGUGGACAAGCUGAAUGUCAAGGCCUUCGUCAGCCUCACCCUUGCACCCUCGGUGCGGCACGGCGUCCGGCAGCUCCUCUUCACCUCUGGCCUCGGCGGGAUGCGCCCCAACACCCUGGUGCUGGGCUUCUACGAUGAUGCGGCACCGCAGGAUGGUCUGGCCCGGCACCCCGCCUUCACCAGUGCCCGCGAGGAGGUCCCCCUGGGCUUUCCCCCGUUGCGGGCACCCACCGCCCCCAAGCUGCUGUCAGCCCGGGAGUACGUGGGCAUCGUGGCUGACGCCCUGAAGAUGCUUCGCAAUGUUCUGCUGGCCCGGCAGCUGGAGAGCCUGGACAAGGCCUGGGAGCUGCGGCGGGCCGCCAGCCCCCCGCCCACCAUCCACGUCUGGCCCGUCAACCUGCUGCGGCCUGACAGUGCCCGCUACGCCGACACCUGCAGCCUCUUCCUGCUGCAGAUGGCCUGCGUCCUUAACAUGGCGCGGGCCUGGCGCCGGGCCCAUCUGCGCCUCUUCCUCUGCGUGGAGGCAGGCGCCAUGCCCCAUGCCCAGGAGGAGAAGCUGCGCCAGCUCCUCAAGGACUUGCGCAUCCAGGCCCAGAUCCAACUGGUGCCCUGGGAUGCCGUCACCCGCCUGCACUGGCAAACCCGACGGGGACCCCCGGGGGGUCCGGCGCCCAUCGGGGCGGCGGCGGAGGAGGAGGAGGAGGAGGAAGGGUCCGUGAACUACCCGGCCAAUGCCACUCAAGUGUCGGAUGAGUACGUCUGUGCCGCCAACAGACUUGUCCUGGAGCAGAGCCCCACGCCGGCCGUGCGCUUCCUCUACCUGCCGCGGCCACCGGCCGACACCAGCCUCUACCCACUCUACCUGCACCAGCUGGAGCUGCUCACCCGCGGGCUGGGCCCCACCGUGCUGGUGCACGGGGUGAGUGCCGUCACCAGCACCCAGCUCUAG